GCGCCGGCGCGAAUCUCCUUUGACGCUUGGUGGCGCUAUCACACAUUCCACAGGAAAUUUUCUGUCAAGCUGAUCGCGAAAAGCGUCCGUAACAACCGAGUAAAAGGGAGGUGGUUGUUUUGCUUUUUCAAAGCAAACUAAACUCCUUGGCAUGCUUGGGAAGUAGACUGUGGUUUCUUAUGCUGUAGUCUGCUGGAUAACGUGCUGCCAAGAUGAUGGAAUUAAAUCUACACCGGGCUGACUAUAUCCAGGUUGGGGUCACCUCCCCUCGCAGCAUGCGGCUGCUGCCGGAGAAGAAAGCCAAGGCAGCCCAGCGUGUAGCCGUAGCCGAUCAGACCGGUGUCCUGCAGUGCUUCAACAUGAAGAAACGGGAACCAGUGAGUGCGUUCAAGACUCUCCCUGGCCCUAAGAUCAACCGGUUGGAGCUGGGCGGGGCCCUGGGCAUGAUCCCGGACAAGAUCUUCAUCACCUCCGGGUCAGAGGUCAAAGGCUUCACCAAGAAGGGCAAACAGUUCUUGGGCUUCGACACCAACCUGACCGAGAGCAUCAAGACAAUGUGGGUCAGCGGCAGCCAUCUCUUCCUUGGAGGCAACUACAUCUUCAACCAUUAUGUGGACUGCAAGGACGAGAACUACUACCUCUGCAGCGACCGCAUCAACGACAUCGUCUGCCUGCCGCUGGGCAGGGUCAAAGAGGUCACGCCCGUCCUGGCCUGCCAGGACCGGGUCCUGAGGGUGCUGGAUGCAUCCAACCUACUGUAUGAAGUGGAGGUGGCUGGCCCCCCGCAGACACUGUGCCUGUUUGCUGAUGAAGGGGGUGAGGAUGGUGAGGAAGUUCUGUAUGGCACAUCAGAUGGCAAGAUAGGAUUGGUUCAACUUGGCAGAUCUGCCCCAAAUCACAAGUGGGAGAUUCCAAAUGAGAAGCGCAGUGGGGGCGUCCUGUGCCUGGACAACUAUGACAUCACGGCGGACGGAAUUGCCGAUUUGUUGGUGGGGAGGGACGAUGGUCUGGUUGAGGUGUACGGCUAUGACGAAUCCGAUGAACCUGUCCUGAGAUUCAGUCAGACGCUAAGUGAAAGCAUCAGUUCCAUCCAGGGAGGUACGGUGGCCACCCCAGGCUAUGAUGAGGUGGUGGCUUGCACAUAUGCAGGUUGGAUCCAGGGUCUAAGCACAGAACCGCCCCUUAAAGAGGCGGGGCCUGGAGACAAGGUCAAGGUCAGCCAGGAUACGCAGAAUAAGAUCUCCAGCCUCAAAGCUGAGCUGGAGGGUCUCCAACGCCGUGUGAUCCAGGAGCGAGAGAAGUACCACUACUCUGCCAUGAACACCAAAGCCAUCUCGGCCGUGCCGUACUUCAACAUCAACGACCGCUUCUCGCUGAACCGUGACGAUGCCAGCUACACGCUCAGUAUUGAGGUGCAGGUGGCCAUAGACAACGUGCUGCUGCAGAGCGACGUGCCCAUUGACCUGCUGGACGUGGAUAAGAACUCGGCUGUGGUUAGCUACAGCGCAUGCGAUACUGAGAAUGGCAACUUUCUGUUGGCCACGUAUCGCUGCCAAGCCAACACCACCCGCCUGGAGCUUAAGGUGCGGUCCAUCGAGGGCCAGUACGGGACCCUUCAGGCCUACAUCACCCCACGACUGCAGCCCAAGACCUGCCAAGUCAGACAGUACAAGAUCAAACCGCUGUCCUUACACCAGAGAACACAUGUGCUGGAUGACACAAGGCCCAUGAACACCCUGAAGUUGAGCGGUCAGUUCAGUCUGGCCGAGAUCCACUCCUGGGUCUGUUUUUGCCUACCAGAGAUCCCCGAACGCACCCCGCCGGGGGAUUCCAUCAACUUUCACUUCCUGUCCACGUUUCUGGACACUCAGCUGGACUGCCUGUACAGGAAAGGGGAGGGCAUCUUCCGCUCGGACAACAUCUCCACCGUCUCCAUCCUGAAAGACGUCUUGACCAAAGAGGCAACCAAACGCAAGAUCAAUCUGAACAUCAGCUAUGAGCUCCAGGAUGAUUCUAUCCCUGAUACGCUGAGGCGGCUACACCCCAAGCUAGAGUAUCAGCUCUUGCUUGCUAAGAAGGUCCAACUCAUAGAUGCACUGAAGGAGUUACAGAUCCACGAGGGUGAUCUAGAGUUCAUGUCCCCCGAGUAUCGGCAGAUACUGAGCGAUGCGGGCACACUACAGGCUGAGUACAAGAAACAACCGUGCCACCUAGAAAGAUUGUAUGGAAUGAUCACAGAUCUUUUCAUUGACAAGUUCAAGUUCAAGGGAUCCAACGUCAAGACCAAAGUGCCUCAGCUCCUAGAGGUCCUGGAUAACUACGAGCUGCAGAACCUCAUCGACUUCUUCAACUCGGCUGGAUCUUAGAAACAAAACAAGUCUGGAAUCUGUCUGCCUCUCUCAAAAACAAACCUACAGUUAGUUUUGCUGGACCUGAAGGACCAGUCUUACUCCCCUCUGGCUGCCUGAGUCACUGACUGACUAACUGACUGAUUUUCUCUCGUAAAUAAUGUCCUACACUGACACUUUCAGGUCCAGCUCGACUGGGCAAACCCAGUUUUGCUAUUCUCAUUUUGAGACCAGGACUGUAACUGUUUAACAUCCGAGCUCGUCUUAAAGGGAAUAUAGUAGUAAAGUCUGUUAUGAGCCAAUGUGGCCCAUCAGGCUGGCCCAACCGUUUAUCUCCAGUUUCAGUAGCAUGAA
Molecule: messenger RNA, 2702 nt
Organism: Patiria miniata (bat star)
Lineage: Eukaryota; Metazoa; Echinodermata; Asteroidea; Valvatida; Asterinidae
Gene: bbs7
Product: Bardet-Biedl syndrome 7 protein homolog
Exons: 15
Coding region: 213-2366 (717 amino acids)
Biological process (GO): intracellular transport; non-motile cilium assembly; intracellular protein localization
Cellular component (GO): ciliary basal body; membrane; axoneme
Source: RefSeq, a predicted model, not a curated record